AUGCUGUCUCACCACGGAAUGUCUCUGAGCUUUGACUCUCGAGCGUCUGGUUACGGUCGCUCUGACGGCUGCGUCGUUCUAAUGUUAGAAAUCGCCAAACCUGAAUUCCGCUACAUGUCCACGAUACAAGCGGUGAAUGUUAAUCAUGGCGGGAGAAGUGUAUCUUUGACAGCUCCAAACGGAGUCGCUCAUCGGAUGCUGCUGAACACGAUUCUAGCCAACUCUCCGUCCCUUUCCGUCAAUUAUUGGGAAGCCCAUGGAACUGGAACACCUCUGGGUGAUCCUAUCGAGCUAAACACCUUGUCUGCUAUUUUUGACAACAUUCUUAUCGGUUCGGUGAAAGCUUCGCUGGGACAUGGAGAAGCGUCAGCGGGAACCUGUGGCCUUCUGAAGAUUUUCAUGAUGCUAACCAACCAAUACGUACCGUCUCUCAUUCAUUUCCAUGUACUCAACAAGGACAUUGCCAUUGGAACUAUUCGAUUGCCUGUAGUCGGAGAAGAAGCUGACCUUACAAAUGCUGGUAUCAGUUCAUUCGGUGUGAGCGGAACGAAUGCUGCGGCUAUCGCUUUUUCUGAGAACUCCAAGGCAGAUCCUUCAUUCUCCAUCACAAGAUUAUAUCUUUUGCCUCUCUCGGCUAAGAAUCCGAAGUCUUUACAAGAGCUGGAAGAGAAAAUGAUUGAAGCGUUGCCGCUCUCUUGCAAAUCCGUGAAUGAAAUAGCAGGAGCUCUUGCUAACAAUCGCGUUCACCAAGCAAUAAGAUCUUCUCUCUUGGUGGACCGAUGGGGUAAUGUCCUACAAAGAACGAUCGGAAGACCCCAACGUGCAGUUCGAAAAGACAAAAUACGACUGAAGUUGACAAGUCCUGAGUUAUCAUUCGAUAUUUUGCAAAUAAGCGUUCUUUCGGACUAUUUCGAAGCUGCAGAAGGCUUACUGACCUACAAUCAAGCUCUGUUAUUUGCUUCGCUGAAGUUUUUCAACAAAAUAUCGGCGCACAUCGAAAUUGUACCUCAAACUGUAGAAGCUUUGGCGAUGUGCUUGUUAGCUGAUGGAACACUCGAUCUGACGGAGCAUAAUGUUGAAAGGGCAAGUGCAAGUGAAAAAGAGUUCAGAGACUUGUUGAACAGCAUGAACGUGAUUGAGAAGUCUUGCCGAAGUCUUUCCAAUUUCAGCAACAGAGAAAAAACUGACACCAAGUUGGAAAUCGGCACCGAUAUAUUUGACGCUGCCACUUUGUUGAAAUUCGUGGGUGACUUCUACAUCAAUGGCUACGAAAUCAAAUGGUCGGAAGUUUACCAGCCUCCUAAAACCUACAUUCCUCUACCUAAUUACUGCUUUUUCCGACAAUCGCUUUGGUUCGAAGAACGUGCCGAAGUCGUUGAUCACUAUUUGGUCGGGACCAUUCAUGAGAACAACGAAAACGAGACGAUUAUGAUGAACUACAUUACUGAACUGCGUCAUCCUCAACUUUUCGAAGGACCUAUCGACGUUGGUACAAUCAUGGAAAUUGCCAUUGAAACUUUAAGAACCCAGAGUAGUUCGCCGCUUUCUUUGCAGAACAUGUCGACUAACCAAAUCGUUUUGACCAAACCUGCUUGGCUGAAGAUUUCUGUGAAAAAACUGCAUGAAAUGGGCGCUUUUGAAGUAGUAGCUCAUAUAGAUGAACAACAACUAUUCCAACUGACGGCAUCGGUGUUCGAAGACGUUGAUGAAGAUGAUACCAAAGUAGGAAAGUUCGAAGAGCCAUGCGCCAUCGUACAUCUACCGGAAAGUCCAAAUGCUAUUGUAAAAGCUAACAAUUUUGUCGCGUCUGUUGACUCUCAAGCUGAAACUUCCUCCUAUCGCACGGCUGCCAUCGUCUUGCACCGGCUUCUGGGAUUCGUUCCGAACCCUGGAGACGUUUUCACAGAAAUUUUGACUUCAAUGAGCAAACAGUUCUACAUUUCGAAAAUUGACGAUGGCGCUCUAUGGCAGUUCCAGGUUAAUGAAUUCUCUACAGAUCCGAGUCAAAACAAAAUAAUAUAUUUACAGGUUGUUGACAAAAGCCGUGCCGUCAUCAUGAACGUUUACGUUGUCAAAAAAACGCACAAGAAGUUCAAAUUCAGCCCCUUCGUGGUCACAAAAAAUCCACUUUGUUGUCAUCUCAAGAAGCGAGUACUCUGGCGGUCAGAACUCUUCAUGCGGACGUCCUUGAAAAAGUUUGUGGAAUAAAAAAACUUUUUAGAAUGUUUUUCCUUUAGGUGAAAAAGGCUUUCAACGAUGUGAUGGACAGUGGAAUUGAUCUUGAAGAAGAACAAAUGGACACUGGAUUUUUGGAACUCGGCUUGGACUCUCUCAGCGUGGUUGAUUUGCUGAAUAGGUUGAAUCAGAAGUAUUUUAAAGGUUUGCUUUUUUUUUGACUUUUGUAUUUCAGCAGCCACAACUUGAAAGUUUUGAAGUGCUGGUGCACUUUUUUAAAUAGUAACAAAACGAAAAAAAGCCCUUCAAAAUGCUGAAGUCGUGAGAAAUAGUCUACUAUGACUUCUUCUGAAUUUCACGUUUGUUUUCCAGAAAUUGAACUGACUACAAGCGACUUGUUUGACAAUCCAAACAUAACCGAUCUGUCGAUUCGGAUCGAGGCAAUGCUGAAAGAAGUUGGGAUAACCGAGCCAGAACAAAAAGAAGCACCGCGAACGCCUUUAACACCUCUUGGCAACCGUCGCUUUUCCUUGUCAUACUCAAAAAGCUUCGAGUUGGAUAAGUCAGUCAGUGAACGUCAGUCUACCAUUCAACAAGAACCACUAGAGGCUUUUGCUCAAAAAGUAACGAUUGCGCCAAUUCCAACGGAAACGACUGAAGAAAACAACGAAGUGGAUCACAAAGAAAUAUUGAGAAAGAUAUCAUCGGCAGUCAUGGAUUUGAUACCAGAACCACUGACCGAAAAGGACAUUGAGAACGAAGGUUUCGCAGAAUUGGGAAUGGACUCACUGUCUCUCGUUGAUUUCGUCAAUCGGCUCAACGAAAAGUAUUUCCCUGGAGAAGAAAUCAGCACCAGCGACAUUUUCGAUUAUCCAACUGUUUCUGAACUUGCCGGGCACAUCACAAGAAAGAAAAGCAUGGCUAUUAUCAAUGCGCCGGUUUUUGAAGAAGAAGCCUUGGAAGACGAACAAAUGGAUAAUGCGUAUGUACUUGUAGAGAAACCGGUAGAUUCUUGGAGGCCAGAUGGCGUCUUUUCUUCUUUGAACUUCAAUCAGUUUGUUCUGAAGUCUACAACAGGCCAAGUUUUGAUAAAUAUGGCUGAAAAAAUCGAUGCUUCUAAGCUUGAAAAAGCUUUUCAGAAAGACGCAAAAAUAAUGGUGAACUUGGAAAGCAAAGUUUCCAUUGAAGAGCUUCACAUGAAGCUUCUGGAACUUAUCCAAGCUUUCUCCAAGUCAACAAUAAGAUUAGAAAUAGCCGUGAGCAAUACUCCAACGGCUGGGAAUGCAGUUUCCAAAGCUUUUCUGAAGACAGUCGCUUCAGAAAAGUACCCGAAAAUCGCUUACAUUUGGGAGCAGAGAAUACAAAGAGUGAGAGUGACAAUGAAAGAACUCAAGAUCGCUGGAAAUUGGUUGAUAACUGGCGGCCUGAGCGGCAUCGGAUAUGUGAUUGCGAAGUUUUUGUCAGAAAACGGAGUUUCAAACUUGGUGCUGGUCGCCCGCAGAAAGCCGGAAGAUCAACAAACCAAAGAGUUCCAGUCAUGGAAAGCCAAGGUAACUUUUUUCAGCUUAUACCAAGUUUUUAAAAAUUAGAUAAUUAUAUCUUUCGUAAGUUUUUUUGUGAAGAAAAAAAGUAGAGCAAAAAAACAUUUUUUUGCAAGAUAAACUACGGAAUUUUCAUAAAAAAAGUAUUUCAGGUACAAGUGGUGAGCGUUGAUGUGACGAAAGCUACUGAUCUCAAAGCAGCGCUGAAAAAUCUGAAUAUCCCCAUUACUGGAAUAAUUCAUUCUGCCGGUGUCCUUAAGGACGCCAAGAUCGAAAGACAAACUCGAGAAUCUUUCAAUGCCGUUUUCGCUCCAAAAUGUGCAGGAUUUCAUGCUUUGGAAGACGUCUGUGACGCUCUUGAAUUCAAGGUGAAUCAGCAUUUUGAUCAGCAUUUCAAAAGAAUAAUUUUUCCAGCUUCAACAUUUUAUUGUCAUGUCAUCCUUCACGGCGGCCUGUGGUAAUCAAGGACAACUCAAUUAUGCAGUUGCAAACGCCUAUUUGGAAAAUGAGGUUUUUCAUUCUGGAUUUUUGAGUAUCCAAUUUUUUCUUGAAUUGUUUCGUUAAGCUUCGAAAUUCAAGACAGACAAAUUUUUCCUUUAUUCCAUCAAAGCCGAUUUUUUUAAAAAGUAAGGAAGAAAUUUCUAUUUUUUUCUUUUUCACUAGCUGCUGCAAUUCAGCUUCUGGAAGGAAGUUUAUUUGAAAAUUAAGUAACAUUGUUUUUCAAAUCAUUCAAAGCCAUUUUCAAAGGCUCUGAAGGAAAUAAUUCGAGCACUAAAUAGUAUUAAUAAGAAAGCACAUGCCUGAAAUUUUAAAUCAGAGUUUAUUUCAGAUUUCCCGCCGUCGUAGAGAAGGAAAACCAGGAUGUGCAAUACAAUGGGGCAACUGGCUCGACACCGGAAUGGCGACAAACGCUCACGUUCAAAAGUUCUUGUCGGACCUCGGAUUCCUUGGCCAACACAACGAAGAAGCGCUCAAGUAUCUUCAAUUCUGCAUAGGGAAUAGUCCAGAAGCCUUGCUUGUCGCUAAUGUCAACUGGGAGAGAAUACUCAAAAAUCGGUCAGAUUUGCCGAGAGACUUGAUUUUGCCAAGUACGAUGGACUUUUCUGAACUACCCAUACUUUCAAAGGACACUCAGCUUGAAACACCUGACCAAAGUUUCGCGAUCGCUCAAAAAACUUCAUCAACACAAAUGCCAGAAAGUCUAGAAGAAUUUUCUCGACAAUUGAAACAAUCUCUCUCGGCGACACUCAAAAUACCAAUAAUUAAGCUGAAACCGACUCAAAAUAUCAUGAAUUUGGGUUUCACUUCUCUCAGUCUGUCCGCUUUUCUGGCCCAACUCAGUGAGAAUUACAACAUCAUUAUUAAUAUUGCUGACGUUUAUGAGAACUCAACUGUUGAGUUGUUCAUCCAGCACAUCUGGAAACUUCAUCAAAAUGCGAAACCGAAAAAAGCUGCAGUGCAAGAAGUAAAUCGAGGGUUUUGUGACAUUCUGGCCAUCAAUAUUUUCUUUGACAAUGCGGAAGAUUUGGAAAAAAUCAAAAAAGAAGAGUUGAAUUUUUCUCAAAUGAGAAAAUCUGGAAAAAAGGUUCUUAGCCUCACUGGCAAAUCGAAAACGGAACUGGAAGAGAAACUGAGAAAAGCGGACGAAAAAUUGGCCAAGUUGAAUGAGCAAGAUUCAAAGUGUGUACUGAUGUUCACAGGUCAAGGCGCUCAAUAUGUGAUGAUGGGCAGACAACUUUGCGAACAUUUCCCUCUCUUCCGAAAGAUUCUGUCGGAGACGCUCAAAAACGCGGAUGAAAAGCUGGGAGGACCCGUUCCGUUAUGGGAUAUUCUCUACAACCCCGAUAACUAUCAAAUUUUACAAAAAACUUCUCACAUGCAGCCAAUCAUGUUCUGUUUUGGCUACGCAGCAGCUCAGCUCUGGCUAUGUUUUGGCGUGAAGCCAGACUUUUACUUGGGCCACAGCGUUGGAGAGCUUGUCGCAGGAGUUUUGGCCGGAAUAAUGACGCUCGAGGAAGGAAUCGAAUUGAUUGUUGAAAGAGGCAAGGCGAUGGAGAACAUUGCCGGGAAAGGAGCUAUGUUGGCCGUACAAAGGGAAGCAGCUGACGACGUCCUUCGCAAGUUCAAGGUUUCCAUAGCCAGCGUCAACAGUCCCAAGCAAAUUGUUGUGGCUGGCAGUAAAGCGGAGCUCGAUAAGGCUUUAGCCUUUGUGAAAAGCACCGGUUAGUUUUUUUCAUUACAAGUGUUUUGAUUAAAAACGAAAAAAGCUUUUCGAAAUUUUUUUUUCUUUCAGGAAAACAGGCAACAUACGUGAAUCAGAGUUAUCCGUUCCACUCCAACGUCAUAACUGAAAAAGACCUGAUCGGACUGCGAAAGUGCUUGAAAAGGACAAAAUUCCGGAAAGCCGAAAUUCCAAUCAUCAGCAAUGUGACGGGAGGAUUCAUCGACACUUUCACUGAGGAUUAUCUGGUGAAACACACUGUCUCAGCUGUCAAGUGAGUUUAUAUUCAAAAAUUCGGAAAACAUUUAUGUUUCAGGUUUGUUGACUGCGUGGAAACUCUGGAGAAGCAAGGAGUCAAAUGUUGGCUAGAGGCAGGACCUUCUUCCACUCUCAUCACGUUCGUGAAACGAAUCUUUUCUCCGGAAGUUUUGCCGCAUCAUUCAACUCUUCAAACAUGUAAGGAAAAAGACUCUGACGUCGAAUGCGUCAUUCAAUCCGCUUUGGAGCUGGAGAGAAACGGACAAGUUAUCGAUUGGACGAAGAUUUAUGGCUGUCCGGAUUUUUCCACCAAUCUCAAACCAUCUGAAAGCAAAGAAAUUGAAGUCAUCGAUUUUCCGAUUGUGAGGAAUUUUACAAUCACGCCGGACGAAGAAGAGAUUCUGAAGGAUCAUGAGAUCAACGGAAAAGUGGUCGUUGCUGGUGCUUAUCAGCUUUUCAAAAUGAACGAGUUCAUGAGCUCUUAUCAGCUCAAAGAUCAGUUUUAUACUUUUUCUAAUGCGAAGUUCCUAACGCCUUGGCUAUUAUCGUCUGGCAAAAGUUUCGAAAUCCGUUGGCUCCAUGACAUGACGGUUGAACUCGUAGUUGGAAAAGUUGUCACUUGCUCGGCAAAACUGACAGUCGGUGUCACGGAACACAAACCACGAGAAGUUCCGGAGGUAGUAGAACCUAACAUAACAACUGAUGUUCCGGCAUUGUACGACCAUCUGUACACCCAAGGACUUCAGUACAAAAACGCGUUCCGAGUAAUUGAAAAAAUGAAGAAAACUGAUAAAAUGUUCUGGUCAACUCUGACCGCGUCUUCCGAGCACCUUUGGCCGUUGAUUGAUGGAUCUCUCCACGCCAUGUGCUCCGGGGUGAUUGCCAAAUGGCCUGACGUCUAUUUUGUUCCAGUCUCAAUGUCAAAUGUCUACAUAAUCGCCAGCUUCAGUCCUGCUGACUUGGUAGACUGUCGAGCUUUCACAGUUAUUCUAUCUGAAAAUGAGAAAUUCGUGCAAGCGAAUUCUUCUGUGAUAUGCAAUGGACGCGUUGUUUUCGAAAUGAAAAACAUGACAAGCGUGGUGAUAAAAUCAACUCCGAGCGAAACUUCUGAAGAAGCCGACGAAGUCGAUCUAUGUAACACAGAAACAUCUUCCGAGACAACUACGGCUACGACUCCAGAAAAGUCUACUAUUCAAAUCGUGGGUUUUGAUCUUGUUCUCCCGUUUGGAAGUUUCAAUUCAACAGCCGAAGUUUGGGAAUCGCUCAAGUCGAAUUCUUUUCCAAAAAGUUUCUCGCAUAGAAAAAAUACAUUUGAAAAUGUUUCUCACGUUGAUGUAGAUAUCGAAAAGUGGGAUCCAGAAUUCUUCGGAAUCAGACCUUCUGAGGCUCCUUAUAUCGAUCCUCAACAACGCUUACUGCUGACAAGCUUUGCUAGAUUGCUUCAUGAAAAAAGAAUAGGACCUUUACCAGCCGCCACUGGAGUUUUCAUAGGAACUUCUACCCAAGAAUUCGCUCACCUUGUCUUUGCUAAGAAUAUUUCUCCGGUCGGAGAACUUACCGCAGGAACAAGCAUGUCAGCUCUGGCUGGGAGAGUUUCACACUGGCUUCGAAUUUCUGGACCUACCAUUGUGGUCGACACCGCUUGCUCUUCUUCUUUCUCAGCUUUGGCUUUGGCAUGUGACGCUAUUAUUCAAGGAAAAUGUGACGCUGCUUUGGUCGGAACAAUCAAUCUGGUUUUGCACGAAAUGACUACAAAAGUCUUGAAAAGCGCUGGAAUGAUUGUUCAAAACCACUGCAGUGUUUUUGAUGCUUCUGCUAACGGCUAUCAUCGAUCCGAAGCUAUUUGCACAAUCCUGAUUACAAAAGACUUGCUUUUCAAUUCUUCGAUUGCUCAGAUUCUUAGCUGGAACACUGGCCACAAUGGCGUAAGUAGCUCUCUCUACACUCCUAAUGGAAUUUCUCAGUCAAACUUGAUGAACCUGGCCACAAACGCUGUAGAAGUCACCGAUGUGGAAGCGCAUUGUACUGGAACAGCUCUUGGAGAUCCAAUCGAGGUCGCAGCUAUCCAACGCGUUCUGUUUUCAAACGAUUUGCGGCUCUCUAGUUUGAAGUCUUUUGUGGGACAUGCCGAAGGUUCCAGUGGGUUGGUAUCUUUGUGCAUCACUUUAUUACAAGGAACGUCUGGCUAUCGCCUCCCUCAACUCCAUUACUGCUCUCCCAACCCCAAAAUUGAGUUCAAAAGUCUUUAUCUUCCUAUCGUAGGCGAAGAAAUCAACGAUUCCUUUUUUCUAGUGAACAAUUUUGGAUUUACUGGCGCAAAUUGCAGUCUUACCCUAAAGUUCAACAAUCAAAAACAUCUUCCAACGGACAAGGACGUUUUUUAUCUCAUACUUCACGCUGCUGACUCUUCAAUGAAACUGGAGACUCUAAAAAGCAGUUUAGACGAGAUUGUUCAAAAUAGUUCAUUCUCACUUUCUGCUAUUUCAAUUAGACGCCCUAAGAAGAGAAAGGAACGAUACCGUUUUGCAACAAUCUAUAACUACAAAAGAAAUAUCGUUUGGUCUUAUGGAGAUGGAACUCCUAACCAUCCGGAGCUCCAGCGACUUGUGAACAAAGGAAAGGCCUUUGUGGACGAGGGGAUAGAAGCCGGGAGUUUUUUGCAGUCGUCAAACUUUUUCACACCAGUGCCACCACUCAUUUUCGAUAACAAACGCUAUUGGCUCUUCAACCAAAAGAGUUAUGGAAAAGAAUUGACAUUCGUUAAUCGAAAAGACAUUUACUUCGAAAAGCAGUGGAUAUUGAAAAGAAGAUCCGGUGAGAGAACAGAGGAAAAUUCUUAUUGCAUAGGCGAGCUCAACGGCUUCAACGCAUUAACUAUCGGCGAACUAGCAAAAGAUGAUCGUCACUUUCCCAUUGUGAUCUUCCCGAUUCGCGAAACUACUAAAGCGUCUUUUCUCACUCUACUACAAGUAUGGAAUGCAGCAGAUUCGAAUCGUUUGAAAGUUUUACUGAUUUGCUGUCAAACAAACGGCACAAGUCGAACUGAGUGGACCGGCGCCAUUCGAAGUUUAGCCUCAGAAAAAAUGAUUCCUUACAAAUUUAUUUGCUAUGAGAAGAUCAAGCAAGUUUAUGAAAACUUGAAUUUUUCUGAUAUUUUCGAAUGCAUUUUUUAUAAGGAAAACAAGCGGUUUGUCGAACGAUUGGUUCCCGUGAAAAAUAUAGAAUUUUCGAGACCACGCGACUCUAUGAAGGCUUUGGUUUCUGGAGGUUCUAGUGGAAUCGGACAGGCUAUCAUCAACCAUUUGUCUCCGAGAGAAACAGAAGUCUUGUCAAGAAGAGAAGUCGCCAGUGAUUCGAGCAGUAUAAAAUACAAAUCAAUCGACUUGAGUGUAGACGAAGGAUCGAGUCUAGGCAAAGACUACGAUUUAGUCGUUCAUUGUGCUGGAGAAGUCGAUAAUGCUGUUCAUUUCAAAAUGACGGAAGAAAAGUUAAACCGAGUGUUUGACGUGAAAGUAAAUGGCGCUAAAGCUCUUCUCAACUGUUGCAACUCGGAAACGGAAGCUUUUUUCGCUUCUUCGGCUGCUUGCAUUCUCGGAUCAGCAGGACAAUCUAAUUACGCUUUCUCGAACGGUACGAUGACUUCAAUGGCAGAGCUUGCAAGCUGUGAUGCCACUAUAGUUCAUUGGGGACCUUGGAAAGAAGUGGGAAUGCUGUCGAAACUGACUCAUGCGCACAUCUGCAAGCAACUUCGAAUGCAAGGCUGGAACACGCUGUCUAAUCAAGAUGGAUUAUCCAUUUUCAACAUUGAAAAAAGAUCGAAUACACAAAUAAUGGUUUUUGAUGGCGAUUUCAAGCAGAUCGUGCACUCUAACCAGCAUUUGAAACCUUUUCUCUCAGAGAUCGUGAGAAGCUCUUCAUCACCUCGGAUAUCCGGCAAAAAGUCAUUUGAUGAAAUUUUCGAAGAAAUCACAGGCAUACCUGAUAUGAAAAACAAAAAAGACGUUCCAUUCAUGGAUCUCGGGCUUGAUUCUCUUUGUCUCGAACGGCUGAGACAGCAGGUGAAUGAUGAAUUCCGAAUAGGGCUCACAGUGGCAGAAAUUUUCAACAACUCGACAUUCAACUCUCUAACCAAGCUCUUACAAAAAAGGAAAGAUGACAGGAGCAAGAAAAGAAAUGAAGAUGAUAAAAUUUCCCCUAAAAAAGACAAAGUUGCUAUCAUAGGCUGCAGCGCUGCGUUUUCUGGAUCUUCAAACGUCGAAGAAUUUUGGAAAAAGUUAUCUGAAGGUAAAAAUUGUAUCGACAAGGAAAAGAAAAUUGGACUAAUCAACGAUGCAAAUAGUUUUGACUACGAGUUUUUCAAUAUCAAAAAAGAAGACGCUAAAAUCAUGGACCCUCAACUGAGGACCUUCUUGCAGCAUGCCUACAACGCAAUCGAGUCUUCUGGGUACAUAUCACAGAAAAACCAACUGAAAUGCGCAGUUUUUGCUGGAGCCGAGCCAUCAAGCUAUGGGAAAGACGAUCAGAAGGAUGACACAAUGAAUAGACUUUUCUCGAUGAACAUGAAUAAUUAUUUGGCGAGUUAUACAGCGUAUUGUCUGAACCUGCGAGGAGAGGCAGUUUCUGUAUACACGGCUUGUUCGACAGCUCUAGUCGCUAUUGCACAAGCCUCACAAUGUCUGCUUCAAAACCGAGCUGAUUUAGCUCUUGCUGGAGCAGCCUCGCUUGCCUUCGAAGAAUUUUCUGAGCUGAAUGGUUUUUCAGACUCUAAAAAAACAGUUUUUUCGAAGACUAAUGAAUGCCGUCCUUUAGAUGCAGAAGCGGAUGGAAUUAUCAGAGGUUCUGGAGUUGGCUGUUUCGUUCUGAAAAAGCUGUCUCAAGCUAUUGAAGACGGCGAUAACAUUUUAUGUGUUAUAGAAGCGGUAGGCAUCAGUAAUGACGGAAACUCAAAAGCAAGUUUUAUGGCUCCUAAUUCAUCAGGUCAAGUGGAAUGCAUGAACGAGGCGUUGAAGCAGUUGAGCGAAAAAGAUCAAAGUGCUAUCAAUUAUUUUGAAUGUCACGCAACUGGAACUUCUUUCGGUGAUCAAAUUGAACUCGCCAGUAUUCGUGAAGCAUAUAAUUUCAAAAAAUCUCUCUUGAUUGGGUCUUGUAAGGCCAAUAUAGGCCACACUUUCGCAGCAGCUGGACUUGCUUCUAUUUUAAAAAUCAUUUACAUUUUCAAAACUGAAUUGAUUCCUCCACAAAUCAACUUCAAUAAACUGGGAUAUCAAGAAGAAAACAGUUGGUUUUGUGUCAAUAAAGAAGAGCUUCAUUAUCCCGGGGGUUCAGCAGCUUUGAACGCCUUCGGCAUUGGCGGAACAAAUGUUCACAUGGUUUUAUCUCCUUUCAAGAAAAAGUUGAAGUAUUCCACUAAACAAAAAAGUCCAGCUUUGAUUCUACUAUCCGCCCCAACCGAAGAAGCAUGUCUGGCCCAAUGUCAGCAGUUGAGAAAGUAUCUGGAGGAUAAUCAAGAAGUGGAUAUUCAUCGAGUAGCAGCCACGCUACAAUUCAAACGCGAACAUUUCCAGUACAGAGCUUUUGUUUGUGCUACCUCAGUACCGCAAGCACUUGAACUUCUUCAAAAAGCAGACGUUAAAAAAUGUUUCGAAGCUCCAAAAGUGUGUUUCUUCUUCUCUCCACAAGGAGCUCAAUACUCGAACAUGCUUUUUGAGGAGUUCAUGAUCAACCAAAAAUCGGUAUUCUCACAAUCUGUUAAUAACCUGAUACAACAAGCCAAUCAAAAAUGCAGAGCAGACUUCACUCAUAUACUUUUUUCUCCAAACGCCGAUAUCCAAAAAACGGAAUUUGCUCAAGUUGCAGUGUUCAUCAUCACUAUUUCCAUAUUCCGACAAUUGCAAAAAUGGGGGAUCAAAGCCGAUUCUCUUGCUGGGCACAGCCUCGGAGAAUACGGAGCCUGCGUGGCCUCUGGUUCAGCAGAAGAAAAUUCUAUUCUGGAGCUGCUUAUCGAACGAGCUGCUCUUUGCUCUAAAACUGAACCAGCCAGUUUGAUUAUCGUAUGGGGAUAUUUCUCUUCAGAAGAGUUCCAAGUUGAAGUUUCUGCAAAUCUUUCUCCUGGAGCAAAAUGUUAUGUUGGAACUCCAAAAGAAAUCGAGAGACUGUGCAGGUAUCUCGAAAUGAAAGGAAUCCCAUUCAAAGUCAUCCCCACAAACCAUGGGUAUCACUCUAGCUUUAUGGAUUCGAUUCUCAGCGACUUCAAAUCAUUAGUCUCACAAAUUCGGUUCAAAACCGGAAAAACUCCUUGGAUUUCUAGCAAUGACGGUUCAAUGCUGCACAAAAUGGAUGCUGAAUACUGCGUAAAACAAAUGCGAGAUGCAGUGAAUCUUGAGCUCUUGGUGAACACUCUGAUUAAAUCCGAAGCGAACGCUGUUGUCGAAAUUGGGCCGCCUGGAAUUCUUUCAAGUUUGUUGAAGGAACGGAACUCGAACAUUCUUGUUGUUCAAACAAUUGGCUCAAUAAAGCGACCCUUAAAAUGGCUCACAAACUGUGUAGGUGAGCUGUGGAAAAAUGGCGUCAGUUUUGAUUUUGGUCAAUUCUCGCCCAAAGUGAGCUUUGAUUAUACUGUCCCUGGAUAUAAAUUCAAAAAUCAAAAAAUUUGGAUCGAAAGCGCGCUUCGAAAUACAGAUGCUCAAUAUUUUACUCCUUGCUGGGUGGAACUUAAAUGGCAGCCGGACAUUCGGAAGAAUCUGGGGCCAAUCAUCGUUGUGACGCGAAAGACCCAAGUUGAUGACUUCUCAACUUAUUCUAUUUAUCAACCUAGAACUGAUAUUCCUCACGCCAAUUAUUUGUUUUACAUACCGUCCUCAGACACUGAUAAUUUGCAUCAAACUUUUUUCGACGUUCAAAUGCUUUGUAAAAAAGCCAACUUCAAAAAAUUGAUCGUGCUUUCUCAAAAUCAAACUUCCACGGAUUAUCUCGCUAUGGGUUGCCUCAGAGAUCUUGCUUUUACGAAUCCUUUGACUCGUGGUUAUUUUGUCGAAACGAAAGUUCUAAAUUUGGAGCAACUUGCGAGCAUCAUAGAACAAAAUCAAAAAUUACAUCAUUUUCGUAUUUUGGACAGCUGUAUCUUUGGGUUGGACUACUGCCUAGCCACUUUGAACUUUACUCGCCCAAUUACUCCCAAUUCAACAGCUAUCGUGUUUGGCGGCCAUGGCUACAUAGGAAAACUGUUUUGCACUCAACUUAAAUCUUCUGGUUACGAUGUCACAGCAGUUUCAAGAUCAAAGGAAGGAUGCGACAUCACGAAUUACAAAAAAGUGCGAGAUUUGUUGAAGAAAUACAGCAAUAUAUCCGUUAUUGUCAACUGCUGUGGGAUUGAAACUACUCAAACGAUUUAUAAAAAAGAUCAGGAUAUUUUGAAUGUCUUGCAAGUCAAGACUGUUGGCAACUCAAAUAUUUUGAGAGCUCUUGAGGAGUGCCGAAUUCAUCUUAGCUCCUUCGUCAUGCUUUCUUCUCUGAGUUCAAUUGUGCCUCUACAUGGAAACGAAGACUAUUCCUCUGCCAAUGCUUUCGUCAAUGCUCUUGCUCUGAAAGGCCAUGGAAAUGUCCAAAGAUUCGUCUCUCUAGCCUUACCAGCAAUAACUAACAGUCCCAUGGUCACAAAAUCGAGCACGAGGGCAAGAAAAAUGCUCGAAACGUGUUUUCUCACUGAGACUCAGCUCAAUGAUGUCCUCAAAAAAAGCCUUCAUGCGGACGGGCUGUUGAUCAUCGCUCCAAAAAACCCAUCUUUGAUUGCGGAAAAGGCUUUGAAAUUUCAAACAGAAACGUUGAGUUCAAGUUUAACUUUACCUCCUGAGAAGUUGACGCCUUACGACGUGGUCAGGCACAUUUGGGCUGAAGCUCUUUCAGUGAAAAUAGAAGAAAUCCAACCAGAAAGCAAUUUUUUUGGCCUCGGAGGAGAUUCUUUGAACGUUCUCCAAGUUAUUUGGAAAGUCGAACAAUCCUUUGGCAAGUCCAUCCUCAUCGACACGCUUUUCAAGUAUCCCGAAUUGGAAAAAUUUGUUAGCUCAAUCGAUAAUUACUCUAAAAAUGCUGUGAAAAGCGACUUUCCUGUUUCAGAUAUGAAGAAAGUUCCUCUGACAAACUCUCAAAAUCACAUGUUUCUUCUACGACAACUUCAUCCAGGUUCUGACUACAACAUCAUGUUUCAACUCAAUCUGACAGAAAUAUCUCCCGAAUUCAGCUGGUGCGCUUUCAGAAAGGCGUUGAACUCUGUUUUCGCAGUUCAAGAAGUUUUCCGUACACGUUUUCCAGCUGAUCCAGUGCCACGACAAGAAAUCUUGUCUCUCACAGAAAGUUUCUUCGAUACUAGUUUUCACGAAGCCAUGGAGAAUUGGAACGACCUUAUAGACCGAGAGAAAAAAUUCAUAUUCAAUAUUGAAAAAGAAGCAUCCCUAAGAUUGAUCAUUUGCAAAGUAGAAAAUGAAAUCAAAUUGCUGUUCCACCAGCAUCAUAUCAUCACGGAUGGCUGGUCUGUCACUGUUCUGUCCAAUUUUUUAACAUCUUACUAUCAACUUUAUCUAAAUGGGGGAAACAGUGCGGAAAGGCUCUGCAAUUCUUUCAGCUCCUAUGCUUCACAUGAAGCGGGACCAGAUACCAUCGACCUUUUGGAGGAAUAUGCUCAAGAGCAUGGAAACUCGAAUCGAUCCUCGAUUCCUCAUGACAAGCAGGAUGUUACGUCUCAUACGAAAAUUGUGAAAAAUAUUCCCGAGAAGUUGAAAACGAAAAUAAGGGACCUCGCAAGACAGAACUCUACCACGAAUUCGAAUAUAAUGUUGGCUGCGUUCAUGAGAGUAGUGAGGACCCAUCAAGAUGAAGACGAAGUCCUCAUCGCCUACGCCAGUGCAGGGAGAAACGACAAAACUUCGAAUUUGAUAGGAUAUUGUAUGAACAACGUUCUGCUUGCAGCAAAAAUUGGUUUGAAUGAAAACUUUUUGGGAGUAAUCGAAAAAGUCCGACAAAGCAUGGAUUACUCAAGAAAAUAUGAAAUGGUGCCCUACAGCGAACUCGUCAACAAAUUGGCCGCAAGAACAGAUUCUGCAAAAAUUUCCAUUUAUUUUAAUUACCGUCACAAACUGGACUUCCCAAAGGCUUAUCUUUCCGGUGCCAAUAUCGCGAUCAACCAAAUUUCCGUUAAUUCUGCGUUCGAUUUUUCCUUCACUAUAGAUGAAACUCAAGACGGAUUACAAGUGUCAAUAGAGUUCAACAGCGGACUAUACUUUCAAGAGACAAUACAUAAUUUUGUUGAAGAUUUUUUGAAACUCCUGAGCAAAAAUCAUAUCGGGAAUACCGAAAUACGAGGUUUUGAAGCAGAUUUUCCAAACGCUGUCAUUGCAAAAGGUGUGCAACAAAAGUGGAGCCAAAACUGGAAGAAAUCGGCUUUGGACGGGAGCAAGAAGAUGAGUUUCGAAGAAUUCCAAGAACAAGUGGAAAAUUAUAGCGUCGCUCUGCAGCUUGAAAGUUUGAAACGUCGAGGAUCAUUUCUGAAAUCUGACGACAUUGUAGCUAUAUCGAUGGAGUCGGAGCGAGCAACGCUGCUGAUUGCCGCAUGCGCCAUGAUCGGCGUUCCGUACUCUCCUAUCGAUACAGACUGGCCUGAAGCCAAGAAACUGUUCGUAAGAAAUAUUUCUCAACUCGACGCUCCUCGAAAAGCAAGAUCACAGCUUACCAAGUCGUACUGUAUUUCUACCCCCACUGAUUUAGCCUAUGUGAUUUUCACGAGUGGAUCAACCGGAUCACCAAAGGGAGUCUGUAUUUCACGACAAUCAGCCGCUUGUUUUGUUUCCAGCGCCACGAAACAGUGUUUAUUCCGGCCUGGUUACGUUGUUCUAGAUUCUGUGAAACGGGUAUUCGAUGUCAGUGUGCUCAACGUUUUUGGUUGCAUGCUUAAUUGUUCUACUCUCUAUUGCUUUCCAAAAGGUGAGUUUGCGAUCGAUCACCUUCGUCACUGCAAUUUCGCCUUCAUUCCAUCUGCCGUGUUCAACUCAUCGAAUUCGGAAACUUUCGUGAAAUCGAAAAAUCUUGAAAUGAUUUGCGUCGGGGGAGAAACGGUUUCGAGCGAUAUAUUAGAUGAAGUGUCAAAAAGGAAGAAGGUCGUUCAAAUCUACGGACCAACAGAGACUUGCGUUUGGUCGACGACUAACUUAUGUGGUUCACAUCUUCGAGAAGGAGAUAUCAUUGGGAAGCCGAUGGAAAAUGAAGUGUGCACAGUCCUCGGCGGCGGAAAACGAGGUGAACUGGCAAUAAGUGGACCUAAAACAGCCAGAGGUUAUUUGAUGGCGGGAGCACGUGGGAAAAGUUUUUCGCAGUUUUACAAAACGGGAGAUAUUGUUAAAAUAACAGAUGGGAAUCUGAAAUACCUUGGAAGGACAGAUGAUCAACUGAAAAUCAGGGGGAAUCGAAUCGGAAAGAAAGAAAUUGAGAACGCCAUUUCGAAUCUGACAGGUACCAGCACAGUGACAAUAAUUGUGCACAGCAAUCGCUUGACCGCUUUUUAUGUUGCUAACAAACCUAUAGAAGAAUUGAAAAACAAGCUUCGCCACGCUUUGUCCCACUACGCUAUUCCAGACAACUUCAUCCAUCUUGAUGCGAUACCUCUCAACUCGAGCGGAAAAAUUGACAGGAGUAAAUUGUUACAGAUUCUGGAACAGAUGGAAAAAACACCAGGACGUGCUUUCAAAGAGGUCAUGAUAAACUCAGUUGAGCAGAAAGUUGUCGACUUAGCUUCUGCGUUGAUUGGAAGCCAGUUGAAGCUGGAAGACAACUUUUCAAACGCCGGAGGUCACUCCCUUCUGGCCAUUAAGUUUGGUCAUCAACUCUCUGAGCACUUCGGACUUGACAUCAAAGUUCAUGACGUCAUACAGCAGCCAACUCUAAAAGGAGUUGCGGGAAAAAUAUCUAGCUCUCUGAAAUCGGAGUUGACGACGACUGACACUUCCAUCAUCACAAAACUGAGAGAAGUAUUUUUUUGAUGCAAAAAUUUCCAUAAGUCUUUUCUUUCAGAGUCCCAACUCGAAAUUUAACGUGUACCUGACACACGCGAUCGGUGGGACAAUCUAUCCGUACUACAGUUUUCUACAAAUUUUCCCAAAAAACGUUUCGGUUUAUGGUAUCGAAUACCAAACUGACUAUCCAGCAAAAAAUGUCAAAGAACUCGCAGCAUUCUAUGCGAAAUCAGUCAGUUUUUUUUUCUUUUCUCAACUUUCAUAAUAAGAAAAGUUUUAGAUCGCCGCUCAUGCUGGCGCAAGUCGCGUUUUCCUUGCUGGUCAUUCGAUGGGAGGAAUUUUGAGCCGAGAAAUGGUGCCCGACCUGCAAAUGUGGGGGAUAUGAGGUAGAGAAGUAUUUAAAUAUUUUUUUCAUUUCGUUGAAUCUUACAGAUUCCGUUCGUGAUGAUGUUCGACUCCUGGGUUUUGCGUACCCACGAACUUGAUGUCGAGAAAAUACGGGAGUUCGUCACGGUGAGAAUUUUUUCUGCACAUGUUUCUUUGAACUUUUUUAUUGUGGCUUGACGUUGUAGUCGAUACUUCCCGGAUAGAAAGAUGAUGAAGGGAGAUUUGCAAAGGUGACGCGUUGCUUAUGCGACGCGGCUUUUGGCGGAAAUUCGAAAUCGCAUUUUCCUAUGUUUUCCUACUUUUCUUCGAUUUUUUUUUUGGUUGGGAAUAAUGAAAUCGAACAAUUAUCAUCAGAAUAAUUUGAAAAUCUAUACUUUUUACUUUAUUGCGCGAGACCUUGAGUUCUCCGGCUGUAAGCCGCGUCGCGUACGCAACGCUUCAGGCUUGCCAAUCUAUUUAUCUCGCUUUUCAAGUCGGUAAAAAACAACUAUAGUGAAGAGUAGUACAAAUGUCAAUAGAAAUAUUGAAGGAAGCGUCCGAAUCGAACAAAUAAUUUUUUUUGCAGCAUGUGUUUGCAAGCUUACCGGACAGCGAGAAAAGGGUCGAUCGAGCGGUUUGUGAUUACCUUUGCCUUUUUAGCCUCGCACUCUUGACUGCACUUCAAAUCUCUCGUACUAGCCUGCGCAAGACCACAACUUUUCGGCCUUUUUUGAAAAAAGAAGAAACAUUUCAAAUUGGGUUUUCAAAAAGGGAAAAAAUUGAAUUUUACACUCCAAUGACUGAAAUUUUGUGAGAAAAAUGGAAUAUUGCGCUCUGAAGUUUGAAUAAAAAUAGACAAUGAGUGAAAAAAAGUUUCUAAAAAAAUUUGUGUUGAAUUCAUGAAUGAUAUUGAAAACGAGUAGAUCAAACUCGCCGGUUUCCUACGCGAUUACUCGACCGCCAUUUCCGAUACAAAGCUCUACCUGUUCAAAAGCAAGUCUCUCGGAGAAGCGGCAUUCAAAAAAGCUGUCAGGUACUCCCAGAACUCGUAUUUCUUAAUGAAGAUCAAUUUAUUAGAAAUAAUCUGAGCGAAGGUGUUGGUCGCUCCAUGGCUUUCAAUGGAUUCGAUGCCGUUUCAACAAAACCGAUCGACGUGUUUCUGGUAUUAAAGUUUCUUUUUAAAAGGCGAUUUCGAUUUUCAGAUUGAUGGCGACCACGAAACCUGUCUCAAAGCAGAGAAUCUCAAAAAAGUUCAAGAAGAUAUUUUGGCUCCUUUCCAGCCGUGGCUUUGA
Molecule: messenger RNA, 18850 nt
Organism: Caenorhabditis auriculariae
Lineage: Eukaryota; Metazoa; Nematoda; Chromadorea; Rhabditida; Rhabditidae
Source: the annotation of a GenBank genome assembly